Molecule: messenger RNA, 379 nt
Organism: Porites lobata
Lineage: Eukaryota; Metazoa; Cnidaria; Anthozoa; Scleractinia; Poritidae
Source: the annotation of a GenBank genome assembly
AGUAAUAACGAUAAUGACAAUGAUGAUGAUAAUGAUAAUGAUAAUGAUAAUGGUGAUGAUAAUGAUGAUGAUGAUAAUGAUGAUAAUGAUGAUAAUAAUGAUGAUGAUGAUAAUGAUGAUAAUGAUAAUGAUAAUGAUAACGAUAAUGGUGAUAAUAAUGCUGAUGAUGAUGGUGAUGAUAAUGAUAAUAAUGAUGAUAAUAAUGAUGAUGAUGAUAAUGAUGAUAAUGAUAAUGAUGAUGAUAACGAUUGCAGUCCUUUGUGGUUAAUGUUUGUAAGAUAAUGAUGAUGACGAUGAUACAAACGAUAGUAACAAUGAAAACGAUAAUAAUUAUGAUCCAAGAACGAGAAGUCCAAGGACUACCGCAAAGCAGAUUUAA